UCAGAGAAACCCAUGGUGCUGGAGGAUGAUACUUUCUUCAGGUGCAGUCAUUGCCCAUACAUGGGCACAAAUGAGAACACUGUACGAAGACAUGAAAUGAAGCACACUGAUACAACUGUCCACAUAGAAGGCUUGCUGGCCUCGACACAAGCAGCAAAACAUGGUUCCCCCAAGUCGUCCGUCCCGCACAGGCCGAGCACGGAAGCCCCACGACCCGGAAGCGUCGAAGCCUUCCGCUGCUUCCACUGUCGCACCACGUUCUCUGGCGAGGGCGAAAUCGAGGCCCACUCUCAGCAGUGCACCGGCAGCGCCCCCUUCAGCUGCCACCUCUGUCCGACCACGUUUUCCCUCCUGCCCAACCUCAGGAGCCACAUCGUCGGCCACACCUCGGAUGCGGUUGGCGAAGACCAGGGCGUCCAGGCGCUCCAGAAGUCGGCGGCGGCAACGGCGGCGGCGGCAAAGUCGACACCCCUGUUCAAGUGUGCCGAGUGCCCCAGAUAUUUUUCGAAAAAAACGCUAGUCAUUCACAUGAGGACGCACACCGGGGAGAAGCCGUACCCGUGCGGCAUCUGUCCGAAACGGUUCAGCGUCGGCUACAAUCGGGACAGGCACAUCCGCCUCGUGCACAGCCCCUCCGCCAAGAGCCGCCGCCGGGCGGCGCGCUUCGCGUGCGGCCUCUGCGCGGCAAAGCUGCAUUCGCACUACGAGUUGAUGGAGCACAUAAAGGAAAAGCACAGGGUCAAGACCGAGCCACGUGACUGCGGAGAACGGGGUGCGAGCUGAUUUCGGGAGCGAGUCCCAGGCCCUCCCCGUGGCUUCCGGUUUCUUCGGAGCGGCGGGACGUUCUCGGUCGUCCCUCCGUUUUUCUCUGGUCUGGAAGGAGCGUACAAUGUUUGCGGAGGUGGAUUUCACAGUGAGAGUGGAGGGUGCAGAUAAGUUGCUAACAAGUUAUGAUGAUUGUGUGGGUGGUGGUGUUGGUUUCUUGUCCUCCAUAGUCAUGGCAUGUCCUCCAGUACUCCAUGGCAUUAAUUUAUUUAUUUAUACCAUUUCAUGUACCGUGGAGAUGUUUCAGCUGUGAGAUACGUGAGCAUUAAGAAAGUUACGGCAGUGUCAAUUGAGGAAGUACGUUCUGUAGCACACAAGUUCUAUCGCGCAUAAAGGCCGAAUAAGAGCAUCAGCUCUUAAAAAAACCUGCACACAAUGAUGUUACGUUACUGCUGUCGCACGCUUCAUAUAUAUCUUUUAAGGUGACAUUAAGGUCAGUCAGACAGACAGACAGACAGGUCACUAUCUGCUAGGAGGAGGUUUAAGUAAGGGGCACUGCCAUUAUAGUCAUGUAGAGGCAAUAGCCAGUCCAUAUCAUGUGCAGGGUGUCCACAAGUGAAUUUGUUUAAAUUCUCUGUUGUGUCGGCACGUUUGGGCAUCGGAGGUAGCCAGGCUGCGUUCUCCCAGGUGAGAAAUAUGUCGGCAGUCCUAAAUGGUUUACGAAACAAUUCCCACUUGCAAACCAUUUACGUAAAGAGGGGUCCAAAGUGGUUUAAAGUACAAAUUGUUUCAUAAAGCACUUGUAAUUGAAAACAUUUUUCACCUGGGCUGUAUUACGUGACAACAACAGCAAUUUACUCAGUGCUGCUUCCAGAAAUAUAAUACCGUUCUUUUGAAAACAAGAUGCUAACAUACGGAAAAGAGGGGAAAAGAACUGUUUGCAGUAAAACCAGGAGAUCUCUCCCUUCGGGUCCGCCUCUGCACCUGGGUGCCCGGAGAGACACGGUGCUAUCUUUGGGCCAGGUAUAACCAUAUCUUAUCUGUACGGCAGGGUAUAGAAACUGUUUUGUGGAAUGGUUUCCCAAAAUAGAGACGUCGUCUGUGGAAAGAACACCCCGUGGGCCGGUGUGUCGCAACACUUCCUGCAAUGUCCACUUACUUUUCGAGAGUCAAACUGUGUUUCUUAUCUGAUAAAGUGACUAGCAUGGGUUCAGUUUCAGAGAGAGAUAGAGAGAAUAGCCGAUGGACAAGAUCCACGAUGAUGAAAGCCUGAGAUGUUGCACAACACACACAGUACAACACUGAGCCGUUACGAGCAUCAUACUUUGUGUGUUGUUGCCCAGCUCAGGCUUUCGUCAUCAUGAAUCAAAUUCAGAGUUACAGGGAUUGAACAAAAUAACUCAAACACACAUCACACGUUCUUUUCUUAAUAUGGGGUAGGACCCCUCUUUGCACAUAAUACUACAACUGAAAUACAUCGAGGAAUGGACAAACAUAAAUCAUGAACAACAAGAAUAUCAAUUUUGUGCCGCUCUUCAACCAGUACAGAAGCUAACUCCUUGAUAGAAGCAGGCAGUGGGAAUUUACUCCAGACUUUGUUCUCCAGAAAGCCCACACGAGCUCUAUAAUAUUUAGGUCCGGAGACUGGGCUGGCCAGGGCGGACGUGGAAGUACACGUUCAUUCUCGUCGAGCCAAGAUCUGAUUCAGGGAGCAGUGUGGAUAGUUGCAUUCUCAUCCGGGAGAAUUGCUUUACCAUCUGGAAAUAAAGUCUGGACCAAGGGACGGACUUUGUCAGCCAAAAUAUUGAGACACUUCUGGGCAGCUACCUUGCAUUCAAGGAAGAUUAUAGGACCCAUAGAGUACCAUGAUAUUGCACCCCAGACCAUACAAGCACCCUCACCAUGUUUCACAGUGGGUUUAAGGCAGUCAGUAUCCUAGGCUUCACGCGGUUAUCUCCAGACAUGCACAAGCCUUGAAUAGGGGAAACAGUGAAACUCGACACAUCGGAUCAUAUCGCAUGUUUUCAUGUAUCCACUGUUCAAGUCCCAUGGUCUUUGCACCAUCGCACAUGCCGUUUCACGUUCUGGUUUCGUGAUAGCAGCUCUGCCGUGGAUAUCCUCAUCGUGCAGCGCGCACAUAACAGUUUUCGCGGAACACUUGUUCCCCCUUCAACUCUGCGGUGGCCCGUGGGGACGCAGUUUCGUGUUUUCUGGCCACAAUUUGACGAGGUGCUCUUCUGUCCCUUUCGUCGAGCUUUGACUUUGACCGCAGCUACUCCAGUCUGCAGAUAUUUUGCCGUACUUUGCACACCGUGACAUGACCUACGAAACAGUAGGCUUCGACAUGCCCACCAAUUCGAGAACUCAGGUCACGAGCACACAUCAUCUAUCGUCCCCCUCUGGAACUCUGUGAGGUCUGACAUAUCCUUUCGCUAAACCGAAGAAGCAGACCUUUUUGAACACCUAAAGUGCUAACGUUUGUCAAUGAUGGAAUGACCUUAGUGACACUGAUAGCAAGGGGGCAUUAUUGAUGAUGGCAGGUCUGUAAGGAAGAGUUCAACUGAACUACAGUACUUAAAAAUAGGGGUGUUAGAGUUAUUUUGUCCAACCCCAGUAUGUUCUAUUGGCAGGUUAGAUAGUCUAUCUUUAGGUUCAGGUGUGCUGCUACCAUGGAAAUUGUUAAACUCCAGUCAGGGCUCUUGGAAGCACAUCUGAUAAUGCCAUGCCAUGCAAUUUUCAGGCAGCAUUGCCCAUAACGACACAUCUCGCCUCCUCAUGGAGCUGCUUGGACGUCUGCCAGUCUUGCAUAUUCAGUGCAAGGCGAAAGUGGUGUCAUUUCAAUUUUAUGUUGGAUUACCUGUUUUUACAAAGAUUUGUGCCAAGCCUGUAAUGUAAUUACCUGGUGUUCAUCUUCCGGCAAACUCGAUUUAUUUUAUGUUAUGCGCACAUAUUUCUAUUAUGCUUUUCUUAUGCUACUGAAGAUACAUCCAGCACUGCGCCUAUGGACACUUGCAUACAUUCCUUCUGUUAUGCUCACGUAUUAAGCACCAAGGACCAAGUGAGGCCAUCGCAAUUUUAACCAACUCAACUCCUGCAGUCCGAUCAAAUUGUAAAUGUACAUCAGCCAUUGAAUUGAAGUACCUUACAACGUUCAACUGGUUUGUAAACAUUCUUUUACCGUGGUAUUGAAUAUUUUGCUGUUAGCACAUUUCACCCCUGUACCGGUUCUGCAUACGUUACCUCGUAUUACACAUACUUGAUAGUACUGGGGCAUCGCAUUUACUGAUACUAAUAUUGGGUAAUAAUAUCAUUCGGCAGCAUGCUCGAAGGGGGAAAAAAAUGCAAUACAGGCAUGCCUGAAACGAGGUCUGGUAUUUGUCUGCCUGAGUGGUGUAAAUAUGUAAAUAACUGUCAUUAUGUGAAAAGGUAGAAAAUCCAACGAACUCGUGAGGAAGUGUUAAGGGAGGAACAUGAGUAUGAGAGCUGCCAAUAUUGCAAACAGAGACAGUUCUCCUCAACCCGGUAGAAGAACAUUCUCAGUUCAAAAUAUUGGUGUCUCUUCUCCGGAGACUCUUGACUCAACAUUAACUUCGUUAUAGCUCUCUUGCUUCUAUAUGUAAGCACCUUAUUUCUCACUACAAUAAAGCGUACUAUAUUGA
Ornithodoros turicata is the source of this 4424-nucleotide messenger RNA. Its product is annotated as zinc finger protein 674-like. NCBI's taxonomy places the organism in Eukaryota, Metazoa, Arthropoda, Arachnida, Ixodida, Argasidae. The record is from RefSeq and is a predicted model, not a curated record. The coding region runs from base 13 to 783 and encodes 256 amino acids. Gene Ontology annotation, molecular function: DNA-binding transcription repressor activity, RNA polymerase II-specific; RNA polymerase II cis-regulatory region sequence-specific DNA binding. Gene Ontology annotation, cellular component: nucleoplasm. The transcript is spliced from 2 exons. Gene Ontology annotation, biological process: regulation of transcription by RNA polymerase II.